Messenger RNA from Schistosoma turkestanicum, 6165 nucleotides. Lineage: Eukaryota; Metazoa; Platyhelminthes; Trematoda; Strigeidida; Schistosomatidae. The record is from the annotation of a GenBank genome assembly.
AUGGAACAAUUUGUUGAUUGGAUAUCAUUUGGCUUAAAGUUAACACGUUUAAAACAUUCUGCUAAUAAUUUAAAACUAUGGAUAAAUAAUUAUUUUGUAUUAUUUAAAAAUAGUUCUAGUUUACAAUCAUUGAAAUAUAUAUCAGAAUUUGUAUGUGGUUCACCAGCUGAUCAAAAUGAUUUAGGUCGAUUGUUUAUUGAACUCGAUCAGGCUGCCACUAUCAUUGAAGAAACUGAGUCGAGUCCAAUCAAUACUAUGCCUAUACUUGAUCAUUUAAUGUCACAAUUUAAUGAUCAUUUUGAUUUAUCGACUGCAGUCAAGCUGUUGACAGAAAAACCAUUACCACAUUUUAAUGCAUGUCCAAUAUUGAUACAUUUAUUAAAUUCAAAACCAUUUCUCAUCACAAUGGGUCGGUUACGUUAUUUUCUAUUUGGAAAUCUAGCCUAUUAUCCAUCGAAUCAAUUUACUGAUCAAAUAAUCUAUAAUAUGGGUGUUUAUACACGUUUAUUAGGCAAUUUUCGUGCAUUAAUCAUGUUAUAUUCCAAUGAAUUACGUCCAUGGUUAACAAAUCUAUUGAAUAAUCAAACAAAUCUACUUAAAAUAACAAAUCAAUUGAAAUAUUGUCAAGAGAAUAAAUUAGAUAUGAUUCCAAGUGAAAUUCAAGAAGUUUGUCAAUAUUUUUUGUAUGCACUAAAACAAGAUACAAUAGAAUAUAAAAGUAUACAUUUAACUUGGGAAUUAAUAUUACGUAUCUGUGAUUUGUUUAUAUCAAUACUCCGGGAAUUAUUAACUGAUUGUUUUCAAAUUGAUCAGAAAUUUAUUGCGUUUAAUAAACGUGAUGAAUUUGAUGAUUAUAUGUUAAAAAAUCAAAAUAAUCUAUUAUCAUCACCGAUUGGUUUGAUUUUUGAUCAAUUACCGAAUUAUUUCAAUGAAACCAUUGAUCAUCAUCAUCAUAAUCCAGAGAUGUUAUUAAAGAAAAUUACACAUUCACCUAAUAUUUUAGCUGUUACAUUACGUAAAAAUCCAUUGUAUAUAUAUGAAACUAAUAAUUAUGAAUCGACAACACAAUACACCAUCCCAAUGCCAUUACGUGAUCCACAAAAAGAUAUGAAAUAUUUCACUAGUGGUUUUAUUGAUGUACAAGAACAAUUAAGUCGUGCAUUUAUACAAACAACAUCAGAACAACUGAAUGCUACCAAUGUUUAUCAUCAAUUAUUCAAUGAUAUUGGCAUAGAAAUGAAAAUGUUUCCAACUGGACCAUAUUAUUUUGAUGCAAUCCUGAUGAAUAUAAUAUUUCUUUUACCACAAUUAAUGAUACUUAGUUGGGUAUUAUCAAUUAUAUUAACUGUAAAAUAUAUGAUUGAUGAAAAAGAUAAUCGUUUAGUUCAGUUUUUACGUACAUUCGGUAUAAAUUUGUCAAUGAAUUGGUUAGCAUGGAUUACUAUAUCAUUUAGUUUAAUGACUAUGUUAUCUAUAGUGAUUGUAUUAAUUUUAAAAUAUGGAAAAAUUAUUCCAUUGACUGAUUUGUCGUUAAUUUAUUUUAUUUUAUUAAAUUAUAUUAUAUCAUGCCUUUUCUAUUGUAUCUUAUUUACAUUAUUAUCGGUACGAUCAACCAUAGCAUCGAUUAUAGCUGGUAUCACAUAUUUUUUAUUGUUUAUACCUGCUGGAGUAUUAUUAAAAUAUGAUGAAUUACCAAGUGAUGUAACAUUGAUACCGUUUUGUUUUAUUCCACAAGUAAGUUAUUCAUUAAGUUGGAUAUUUAUCAAUCGUUUGGAAUUACAAGGUGUUGGUGCACAAUGGUCAAAUCUGUGGCAUACAUUUCAUUCACAUAGUAUUUUAUCAUUAGGUAGUUCAAUUAUAUUUCUAUGGAUUACAACUAUUCUAUUUGGUUUAGCAACAUUUUGUGGUAUACCAUCAUUAAUCAAAUGUUAUCAUUUAUUAAUGCAUAAACUGGAAUCAAAAAACAGAAAUAUUUUUAAUUAUUCUACAACAAUGAAAAAGAGAAAAAAACGUAAAAUUAGCAGUGGUAAUCAAUUAGACAUGAAUGUGAAUACAACAACAACAACAACACAUUUAUUAGAGAAUUCAUUUCAAUCAGAUCGACAGAAAUUAUUAAAUUCUAAUGUGAUCAUAUCAUCAGUGAAUAAUAAUCAUAAUAAUACUGAUCAGUCGCAACCGAUUACAAUACCACCAUCAGUGAUUGUUGAUAAUUUAUGUAAAAAAUAUCAGCUAUCUAAUCGUCCAGCUUUAUGUAAUGUAGAUAUGAAUUUUUAUGAAGAUCAAAUCACAGUGAUAUUAGGACGUAAUGGAGCGGGUAAAACUACUCUAUUGUCUAUUUUAGUUGGAAUACUUCAACCUACAUAUGGAAAAAUAAUAAUGCAUGGUCAAGUAAUGAAUCAACGUUUAGAUAUUUUAAGUAAAAUGUUAGGUUAUUGUCCACAAUAUGAUAUUUUAUAUGAUUCAUUAACAGUUACAGAACAUAUACAUUUAUUUGGUACAUUAAAAGGAAUGAGUCGUUUAAGUAUCAAUCAAAAAUUAGAUGAUUAUUUAUGUAAACUUGGUCUAGUUGAUAAACGAAAUGAACAAACUUGUCGGUUAUCUGGUGGUCAACGUAGAAAAUUAUCAUUAUUUUUAGCAUUUUUGGGCAAUUCUUCGGUAAUAUUACUUGAUGAACCAACUGCAUCGUUAGAUCCAUUUUCACGUAGAGCUGUUUGGGAUUUAUUGAAAACAUUACGUAAAGGACGUACAAUUAUUUUAAGUUCACAUCAUAUGUAUGAAAGUGAAUUGUUAGCUGAUCGAAUUUCAAUUAUUUCUGAAGGUAAAGUACUUUGUUCCGGUUCGAGUUUAUCAUUAAAAUCAUCUUAUGGUUCAGGAUAUCAUUUAUCAUUGGAAAUUGAUUCAUCGACAGUGAACAAUUCGUCGUCUUCUAAUGCCAAUAAGAAUGAUCAUUUUUCAGAAUUAUUACAAGCUAUCCAAAUUCAUAUUAGUAAUGCUCGUUUAUUACGUCAAAAUUUAAAUAAACUAACAAUUUAUUUACCAACUUGUGAUGUAUUAACUGGAAAAUUUACAAGUUUAUUUAAACAAUUAGAUGAACAGGAAUUUCAACAAUUACAUCAUAUAAAACAUUAUGAAAUUGCUGAUUCUUCACUGGAAGAAGUAUUUCUUUCAAUUACUGGUGAUGCACAAACAAUCACAACGAAUUCUACAAAUUAUGAAGAUAUAUCAGAUUAUGAUGAUGAUCAUGAUCAUCGUCAAUAUGGUCAUAUUGAAUUUAAUCAUAAAUCAAAUAAAGACACCAUUCAAUUUACACAUAAUAAUUAUUCAAAUCAACAGUCACGAAAGAAACCUUCACUGUUGAAUAUGAUCAAAGCUAUGUGUUAUAAACGUUAUAUCUACUUGAAACGUAAUAAAUUAUCAUGGAUUAUUGAAUUUAUAUUCCCCUGUUUAUUAAUUAUCACUGGAAUUGGUUUUUUAGAAUAUUUUAAACCAAAUGAUAUACAACCUAUCAUGGAUAUUAAUCAUUGGCUUAUGAAAAGUCGUCAUAUUGAUGAAUCAGUACAUUUCUACGCUAAUGAUAUGAAUCUACAAUCAAAUGAAAAACAAUCUUUUCAAUCUUAUACCAAAAUAUUCAAUGAUCCAUUAAGUUUAACUGGUGUUGGAUGUAUUUCACCUAAACUACAUUCUUUUCAACCACAAAUCAAUGCUAAUUGUUUAAUACAAAAAAAUGGACAUUUAAACAUAGAUAAAAGCUAUUAUGCAAAAAUUUGUAAAACAUAUUCAUCAAAAAAUCAAUUCCCUUGUUAUCCAUUAGCUACUGGUGAUAUACUAUUGAAUUUAAGUGAUACUGAUAUAUCUGAUUAUUUAUUAAGUAAUUCUAAACUUCUGUACAAUAUAAUGUUUGGUGGUAUUGAAUUAAAAACUGUGGAAAAAUCUGAAUUAAAUCAAAUGUUUUAUAAUUUAUUUUCAAAAUUAGGCAAUUAUUCAACAAUUUUACAAAAAUCCAAUAAUUGGCAACAAUUUCUUACAGAUUUACGUUUCAUUCUACCACCAUCCAAGUUAAUUCGUUUAUGGUAUGAUAAUCGUGGUUACAUAUCAUCAGUGGCUUAUUUAAAUCUAUUACAAAAUUUUCAAUAUCGUAUGGUAUUAUCCAUAGGAUUAAAUGAAUUAAGUAAACAAAAUAAAUUCAUCAUUGAUCAUAAUAAUGUAGUGUAUCCAACUAAUUCAGGCAUAAUUAUCACUAAUCAUCCAUUACCAUAUCCAGAUGCAUCAGAGUAUGCUAAAAACAGUGUAGAUAUUAAAGCUGACUUUUUAUUAUCUCUAUUUCUUAUUUUAGCCCUGUCAUUUAUUCCAGCUAGUUUUAUCAGUCUACCUGUUUAUGAACGUAAUAAUAAUUCAAAACAUUUACAAAAUUUAUCUGGUCUUCAACCUUUUAUCUAUUGGUCAAUAAAUUAUAUUCAUGAUUAUGCAACAUAUUUAAUCUCUUCAUCAUUAUGUAUAUUGAUUAUUGUAAUUUAUGGUAAUUCAGCUUAUAUUCAAUCAGAUGCAAUAUAUCCAUUUAUAUUAACUAUUUAUUUGUAUGGUUUAGCUAUGGUUUCAUUAAUUUAUUUGGCAAGUUUUCUAUUUAAAUCAUCCAGUACAGCAUUUGUAUUAAUGUGUGGUUUAAAUUUAGUCAUUGGUUCAGUGACUAUAUUUGUACGUUUCUUUUUGGAAAUGCUUACAUUUGAUAGUGUCAAUAUGAAAAAUACUGCUACUGCUACUAGUACUACAACAACUACAACAACAACAGCACAAAUUGUUAGUCUUUGGUUACAUCUGUCACCGCAUUAUUGUUUAAGUGGUAGUUUUUAUACAAUUGCAUUAAGAAAUUUUUUUCAUAAAAUUGGUAUACCCUAUAAAGCAAAUAAUUCAUUAUGGAAUUUGUUACAAAUUGAUAUGGGAUGUUUAUUGUUACAUUCAUUGAUAUUAUUUAUGAUGGUGUUAUUAUUGGAAAAACGAUUUUAUUUUAUACAAAUUAUAUAUUGGAAAAGAAAUCCAUUCAAAUGGAAUCGUUUGGCGAAAUCACAUAAUAAUAAUAUACAUUAUACAGAUUUGGAAUUAAAUUUACAAAAAAAGAACGAAGAACAUUUAUCUUUCAAGCCCCCAUAUGCAAUUGAAGCCAAAUCAGUGUGUAAACAUUAUUGGUCUCAAAAGAAACCAACAGUGGAAAAUUUAAGCCUAACUAUUCGAUCCGGUGAAUGUUAUGGUUUACUUGGUGUAAAUGGUGCUGGCAAAUCAACAACCUAUUCAAUGUUAACUGGUCAUUGUCCGCUGACACAUGGAUCAAUUUAUUUAAAUGGUUAUGAUAUAACAUUGAAUAAAGAGAAAGCAUGUGAGAGUAUUGGUUAUUGUCCACAACAAGAUGCAUUAUGUGAAUUUAUGACACCACGUGAAUUAUUGACAUUUUAUAGCUACUUAAGAGAUCAUCAUCAACAUCAACAUCAUCAUCAUCAUCAUCAUGAGAAAAAAUUCAAUCAUACUGAUUAUGUAAAUAAAAUGCUUGAAUUAAUUGGUUUACAAAAUUAUGCUGAUUAUUUAAUUACAAAUUUAUCCGGUGGUAAUAAACGUAAAUUAUCUACCGGCAUUGCAUUAAUCGGUAAUCCAACAUUGAUAUUUCUUGAUGAACCAUCCACUGGUAUGGAUCCACAAGGCAAAUAUUUAUUAUGGAAAAAUAUUCAACAUGCAUUAAAAUUAAAUUGUACCAUUUUGCUAAGUUCACAUUGUAUGGAAGAAUGUGAACUGUUAUGCAAUCAUAUUGGUUUGUUAAUACGUGGUAAAAUACGUUGUACUGGUAGUCCGCUAGAAUUGAAACAACGUUAUGGUUUAGGUUAUCAAGUGGAUUUAGAAUUUAGUACGAAUGUUUUACAAUUUACAGCAAAUACUACUAAUAAUAAUCAUAAUUUAGAAGCCUUAUUAAAUGACUAUUUACCAGGUUUUAAAUUACGUUAUCCUUUAUUAACUAGACAAGAAUAUCAUUUUGCUAAAACACAACCAUUAUGGAAAUUGUUUAAUGCAUUAGAAAAUUUAAAUAAAUAUCAUUUCAUUCAAAAUGUUUCUAUACGUCAAUCGACAUUAGAAGAUGUAUUCGUGAAUUUUAUUAGUAUGUAUGAACAGAAUCAAUUAUUGUGA